Messenger RNA from Urocitellus parryii (Arctic ground squirrel), 3296 nucleotides. The record is from RefSeq and is a predicted model, not a curated record. NCBI's taxonomy places the organism in Eukaryota, Metazoa, Chordata, Mammalia, Rodentia, Sciuridae.
GGCUAUGACUUAUUGAUUAAAUCAAAGGAUUUUCCAAAUAUUUUGCACUUUCAUUGUGUAUUAUGGAUACCAAGGAAGAGAAGAAGGAACGGAAACAAAGUUACUUUGCUCGAUUGAAAAAGAAAAAGCAAGCCAAACAAAAUGCGGAGACAGCCUCAGCUGUAGCCACAAGGACACAUCCUGGGAAAGAAGAUGCUAAUGCAGUCAUUUUGGAACCAGACAAGUGCAACAUUGCUGUAGAAGAAGAGUAUGUUACUGAUGAGAAGAAAAAAAGAAAAAAUAACCAGUUAAAGGAAAUCAGACGUACAGAACUGAAGAGAUAUUAUAGUAUUGAUGACAAUCAAAAUAAAACACAUGAUAAAAAAGAGAAGAAGAUGGUGGUUCAGAAGCCCCAUGGCACCAUGGAAUACACCGCUGGAAGCCAGGACACCUUAAACUCCAUAGCACUGAAGUUUAACAUCACUCCCAAUAAAUUAGUGGAACUGAAUAAACUUUUCACACAUACUAUUGUUCCAGGCCAGGUCCUUUUUGUGCCAGAUGCCAACUUCCCUUCUAGUACUUUAAGGCUAUCAUCAUCUAGUCCUGGUGCUACUGUCUCUCCUUCAUCAUCAGAUGCAGAAUAUGAUAAACUGCCUGAUGCUGACUUAGCAAGAAAGGCCUUAAAACCCAUUGAAAGAGUCUUAUCGUCUACUUCUGAAGAAGAUGAGCCAGGUGUGGUGAAAUUUCUAAAAAUGAAUUGUCGAUACUUCACUGAUGGAAAGGGUGUGGUUGGAGGUGUCAUGAUUGUAACUCCUAACAACAUCAUGUUUGACCCUCAUAAGUCUGAUCCCCUGGUCAUUGAAAAUGGGUGUGAGGAAUACGGCCUCAUCUGCCCCAUGGAAGAGGUGGUUUCUAUUGCCCUCUAUAAUGACAUUUCCCACAUGAAGAUCAAAGAUGCCUUGCCAUCGCCUGGAGAAUGGGAAGACCUGGCUUCAGAAAAGGAUAUCAACCCCUUCAGUAAGUUCAAGUCCGUCAAUAGGGAAAAAAGACAGCAAAAUGGAGAAAGAACGAUGACUUCGGAUUUCAAAUCAACAGGACCUCUGGAGAAGUCAACAGAACUCACACAUACAAAGCCCUCAGGUAGCUCAGUGUCAGGGAAAUUAAAGAAACUGGAACCCACUAAGGAGACAACCCUGAGUCAAUCUCCCGUAGUCACUAAGCUCAGCAAGGAAUCUUCUGACAUGCGCACUGCAUUUGAAUCUACAGCCAAAGAAAAUUCCCUUUUAGGGGAAGAUGAUGACUUUGUUGACUUGGAAGAACUUUCAUCUCAAACCGAGAGUGGAAUGGACAAAAGAGACCCAUCGAAGGAAUGCCUUUCGGUUGACCCCGAGAAACGAAAGAAGGCUAAGUCACAAAUAAUCACUUCUGCUAUGGACAUGCAGGGGCAGUCAGCCCUGAACUUUUCAAAAGUAGAGAGUGAUGCUGAGCUAAAGGGAGCCCUAGACUUAGAAGCCUGUGAGAAACAAGAUGUAAUGCCAGAAAUGGACAAGCAGUCGGGUUCCCCAGAAAGCCAGGUGGAACACACACUGAACAUUCAUGAAGAUCUARAUAAAGUUAAACUCAUUGAGUACUACCUAAAUAAGAAUAAAGAAGGGUCGCAGUUAUCUGAAAAUUUGCAGAAGAAGGAAUUAAGUGACCACAAAAAUACUGAGCCAGUGGGAAUAGACAUCACCCUUAGUAGUUCUCUUCCCCAGACUGGUGACCCCACAACUGAGAGCAAUAAAGAGCCAGAWAAAACAUGGGWAAAGGAGAGAGAGCCCCUUCCACUGAAACUAGACACCAAUACUGAAGAAAAUAUGGUAAAAGAAUCCUUGGACUCUACUCUGGACAAUAUCUGUCAAGGUGCACAAAUGGAUAAUAAAUCUGAAAUUCAAUUAUGGCUUUUAAAGAGAAUUCAGGUACCUAUUGAAGAUAUUCUUCCUUCAAAAGAAGAAAAGAGCAAGACCCCACCCAUGUUUCUGUGUAUCAAAGUGGGAAAACCAAUGAGAAAAUCCUUUGCCACUCACACUGCUGCCAUGGUCCAGCAGUACGGCAAACGAAGAAAGCAGCCAGAGUACUGGUUUGCUGUUCCGCGGGAAAGGGUGGAUCAUUUGUACACAUUCUUUGUUCAGUGGUCUCCUGAUGUCUAUGGGAAAGAUGCCAAAGAGCAAGGCUUUGUGGUGGUGGAAAAGGAAGAACUGAAUAUGAUCGACAACUUCUUCAGUGAGCCAACAACCAAGAGCUGGGAGAUCAUUACCGUUGAGGAGGCGAAGCGCAGGAAGAGCACGUGCAGCUACUAUGAGGACGAAGAGGAGGAGGGGCUCCCAAUCCUGCAGCCCCAAAGUGCGCUGCUGGAGAACAUGCACAUAGAGCAGCUGGCCCGACGCCUUCCAGCAAGGGUGCAAGGGUAUCCAUGGAGACUGGCCUACAGUACCAUAGAGCAUGGAACCAGCUUGAAAACUCUCUAUCGGAAAUCAGCAUCACUAGAUAGUCCAGUCUUAUUGGUCAUCAAAGAUAUGGAUAAUCAGAUUUUUGGAGCAUAUGCAACUCAUCCCUUCAAGUUCAGUGACCACUAUUAUGGCACAGGCGAAACUUUUCUCUACACAUUUAGCCCUAAUUUCAAGGUCUUUAAGUGGAGUGGAGAAAACUCAUAUUUUAUCAAUGGAGACAUAAGUUCUUUAGAACUUGGUGGUGGAGGGGGAAGAUUUGGUUUAUGGCUAGAUGCUGAUUUAUACCAUGGACGAAGCAACUCAUGCAGCACCUUCAAUAAUGACAUUCUUUCCAAAAAGGAAGACUUCAUUGUGCAGGACCUAGAAGUGUGGACAUUUGAGUGAAAUUUGGACUGCCUUAAAAUAUAACAUUAAAAAGACUGGGUUGGAUCAGCCCUCCUAAAGCUGGCUGGAAAAUGAAGCCCCAGCCCAGGCUGCCUCAUCCCACAAUGCUUUCUUUCUGCCAUCAUCUCAGAGCAUGGUCACUUUGCAAAAAGAUCCUGAAAGGUACGUGUGGAGGGCAGACACUGAAGAAAGAAAUUUGAAGUCCAGAUUGUUCAAAGACUUUGUUCUUCCACUUCUUUCAAAUCCAUACAGUGAGGAAUUGGAGUGUUUAUAUGAGUUGAAUGCAAUUUUUAUUUUUGGUAACUGUGAAAAAAAAGAUACUGUGGAAAUAUAUCCAUGCCUUGUGUAUUUAUCGGCAUAAAUUUUCAUUGCAAAAUGUACAGCUAUUGUUUGCCAUGGAAAAGGUUAGUCUCAUUUAGAAAAAUUAAAAGGACACAGCACUUA